Molecule: messenger RNA, 1989 nt
Organism: Lottia gigantea (owl limpet)
Lineage: Eukaryota; Metazoa; Mollusca; Gastropoda; Lottiidae
Exons: 15
Coding region: 1-1989 (662 amino acids)
Biological process (GO): protein deubiquitination
Cellular component (GO): cytoplasm
Molecular function (GO): zinc ion binding; cysteine-type deubiquitinase activity
Source: RefSeq, a predicted model, not a curated record
AUGGAAGUCUGUAAACAUUUAAAAGUUCUACAAAUUGCUGAAAAUAAACAUAAUAUUUUGAAUCCUGAGAAAUGGAUGUGUUUUACUUGUGGCACAACAGCAAGUGUUUGGGCCUGUCUCAGUUGUCGUAACGUGGCAUGUGGUCGUUUUAAUAAUGGGCAUGCUCUUAGACAUUUUCAAGACAAAAAGCAUCCAUUGGCUAUAGAAGUAAAUGAUAGAUAUGUUUAUUGUUAUAAAUGUGAUGAGUAUUUAUAUGGAGAUAAUGUUACUAAAGACUUGACCUUACUUCGUGAAGCAUUGAGUGCUAUUACUACACAAUCUUUUGAGAAGGUCGAAUCUCGAGGUCAAAGGUUACUGAGGUCAUAUUCUAAUUCUGAAAUAACAUCAAGACAGAACUCUGAUUUAAAUGAUAAGUUUGCUACUGCAGUUUUACAUCAUUCGCGCUCAUUAUUAAGUAAAGUAUUAACAGCAUGGCAAGCUUACGUUCAACAUGAAAAGGACAAGGCCUCCCCACCUAAGAAAGUGAAACUAGAGAAAACAAUUAGUUCCCCGUCUGGACGUAAGAGAACAUUGAUACCUGGUGUCACAGGACUACGUAACCUUGGUAACACGUGUUAUAUGAAUUCUAUAUUACAAUGUUUAGGUCAUCUAGAAGAAUUAAGAGAGUUUAUAUUAGAGAUGGAGUUUAGUGAAGUUUGGAGUCCUCCUACCACCCCCUCACCUAAAGAUAAACCUAAACCAUCGUGUCGAACAUCACAUCGCCUGAAUACAGUAGAUUACUUUCAGCAUCUGAGUAAACCAGUGAAUCUACGGUCUACGCCUGUAAAAAGAGGAGGGGGGUUAAGUGGGGGAGAGGGGUCACCAUCUACUAGUUCUCUUAGUUUAAACCUAAAUUCAUCUCUCAGUCUGAAUAAUAUAUCUCUAUGGCAUGAAUUACAUGGUUUAUUACGUGUUUUAUGGUCUGGUAAAUGGAGUCAAGUUAGUCCCCAUGGUUUUCUACAUACAGUAUGGAACAGAAUUCCCAUGUUUAAAGGUUAUUCUCAACAUGAUGCUCAAGAAUUUUUAUGUGAAUUAUUAGAUAAAUUAGAAGAUGAGGUACCGGAACUUCCUGAAACUAAUCACCAUAGCAACAUAUUAACUGAUAUCUUUCAAGGUCAACUAGUUAGCAGUGUAACUUGUAUGAAAUGUGACCAUCAAUCCUCAACAUACGAACCAUUCUUAGAUUUAUCACUAGAAUUUCCCGAUCGUUAUCAAAUCACAUCAUCUAAUAGUAAUAUCUCGGAUACUUCCUGUCAUGUGACUGAGAUGUUAUCAAAGUUUACCGAGAUUGAAAUGUUGGAGGGUGCUAUUUACUCUUGUGAAAAUUGUAAUAAAGCAAGAAAAGAAAGUAAAAGUAAACCGUCCAUUCUGUGUGAAGCAUGUAAACAAUUACUAAUCAAUAAACUACCUCCAGUCCUUCGACUCCAUUUAAAACGAUUCAGAUGGUCAGGGCGUUAUCAUAGAGAGAAAAUAGCAGCACAUGUUAGAUUUGAUGAAGAUUUAGACAUGUCACCAUAUUGUUCAGACUCGGUCGGCUGGACUUCAUGUACCUACCGACUGGCAGGGGUCGUAGUUCAUCAUGGUUGGGGCUUCGGAUCAGGCCACUAUACCUCAUAUUGUUGGAGUAAUGAAGCAGAUUCCUGGUUAGAUUGUAAUGAUUCUAAAGUGGAGUUCACCACACUACAAGACGUACAGAAAUCACAAGCCUAUAUUUUAUUCUACACACAAGUUACGCAGGAUAUUUCAGAUGAGUCCCUAGCAACACCCUUAGAAACGACGUCUGGUGAAUUCUCAGACUCUGAAAGCCUUAGUGAAAAUUCGUUAAUGGUGGACGAAGAUAUAACAUUCAAUUUUAAGAAUUCAGAUUUGUUUACGGACAGUAAUUCUAAUGCAUCUGCGACUAUUUCUACGCCUCCUCGAUUAAAACGUCGCCGAACAAAUUCAUUAUGA